AUGGGCAACUCCUCUGGGAAGGAAGACGAAGAGGAAGGAGAGGAGGGAGGGAAGGAUGGAGAGGAAGCAGAAAUCACAGAGAAGAAGAAAAGGAAAGAGGAAGAGGAGGAGGAGGAUGAGCUUCCUCUAGGGGUGGAGGAAUUGUUUGAGAGCGGAGAUCCUGUGCUGGACUUGAGCUACAAAAAGUUUAAGCGUCUUCCUUUACGUGUUUGUGGACUGAUGCAUCUGGAGAAACUGUAUGUAUGUGGAAACAGCCUCCGCAAACUGCCUGAUAGUAUAUCCAAGCUGCAGGGUCUGCGGAUCCUUGCCAUCGACUUCAACAAGGUGGAGGAUGUCCCUCUGGCUGUCUGCCAGCUCACUAACCUCACCCGCCUCUACUUGGGCAGCAACCGUCUGAUGAGCCUCCCACCUGAGGUGAAGAACCUGCAGAAUCUACGCUGCCUCUGGGUGGAGAGCAACUACUUCCAGAGGUUUCCACGGGAACUCUACGACCUGCCUCAUCUUAAGUCUCUACAGAUAGGAGACAACAGGCUGAAAACACUGCCGCAUGACCUGUGGCGUAUGGCAGCUUUGAGGGGAUUAUGGCUCUACGGGAAUCGCUUUGAUACCUUUCCCAAAGUCCUGCUGCGCAUGAAAGGUUUGGAGAUCCUUGAUCUGGACAGAAACAAGAUAUCUGAGUUUCCCAGUUUGAAGCGUCUCAAAGCUCUCCGCCUGUUCUCAUAUGACCACAACCCUGUGGAUGAGCCUCCCAACGUUGGUGAGGAGGUGCUCGUGGUUGGAGAGGGUGCUGCUGAGUUCUUGGAGGCACGUGAGGCGAGGAAGGAAAGGCUGCGAAAGGCUGCAGAGCUGGAAGCUGAGGAGCUGGCUCAAGCAGGAGAGGAACCAGUAAUCCACGGCAUCUUAAAGAACAGCAGCUCCAAACAAGCAGCCAACGAAGCCUUGGCGAAUGUAGAUGAUGCAGACAUUAUGGAGGAAGACGUAAAGGGGGAGGAGGACUUUACAGAGUAUGAUGGAGCUGAACUAGAAUAUGACCAAGAGGGGGUUGAGUAUGAGACGGAGGAGCUGAUAUGUGAAGGAGAGGGGUUUGAGUAUGAAGGAGAGGGGCUGGAGUACGAGAGUGGUCAGGUGGACUAUGAAUACGAGGAGCUGGAGCAGGAGGCGACGAGAUAA
Xyrichtys novacula (pearly razorfish) is the source of this 1170-nucleotide messenger RNA. The record is from the annotation of a GenBank genome assembly. NCBI's taxonomy places the organism in Eukaryota, Metazoa, Chordata, Actinopteri, Labriformes, Labridae.